Messenger RNA from Symbiodinium pilosum, 153 nucleotides. The record is from the annotation of a GenBank genome assembly. NCBI's taxonomy places the organism in Eukaryota, Dinophyceae, Suessiales, Symbiodiniaceae.
GCCCUCUACCUCCUGGACCAGCUCUGGGAGUACAGCAUCGUUCCCAAUGAGGACAACUACAUGCCAGCAAUCAGAUCAUGCGAGAACGCCGGCAGGUUCGAGGUGGGCGACCAGCUGUUUUGGAAGAUGAGGCAGCACACGAAGCUAAUGAAC